Molecule: messenger RNA, 7341 nt
Organism: Symbiodinium natans
Lineage: Eukaryota; Dinophyceae; Suessiales; Symbiodiniaceae
Source: the annotation of a GenBank genome assembly
AUGCACCUUUACCCGCCCCUAUCCUGCACCCGCCGCCGCAAUGGGCCGUCGCCCUCGGCCAAGCUCAAGUCCUCCAGACGACCGCCAUCCAGAUUUCGCAAUGCCGCGGCUGGUGAGGAAGGUGCUGUAGGUGCAGCACAGCCCUCCGCCAAGGCGACAACUGCCGCCUGGAACAGACCUCAGGCCAACACCGGCUGGGGGGAGGCCUGGACAUGGAACGAGCGAGAUGCAGACUGGGGUAGUGGCUGGCGCACUACAGAACAGGCGACAGCAGGAUGGUGGACGGGACAAUGGAAACAACAAUGGGACGGGCAGCAGUGGACUUGCCGUGUGCCGCCCCCACCUCCACCACCGGCAAAGAGACGCAGUGUUACUUCACCUGAACGCGCUGCAGGCCAGCAGGAGCGGCCUGACGGCGAGACUGUGAGUACAGGAUCCGGCCAAGAUCAGGCCAUGCCCUCGAUGCCCUCCACCUCCACUGGUCCUGCAACCCCUAUGGAAACACUACACACCGUUAAGGAAGAGCUCCCCAGUUCGGAGGAAGAAUCCGGCGAGCCAGCGGAUGCAAGUAGUGUCCCAAAGGCCGCUGCUCCACCUCCACUCACUGGACCUGUGCAGCACCAUGCCAGCCUGGACGAGUUGCCUAACUCCUCGACCUUAGCCACGGAGACAGAGGAUGCGCGAGCAUCAUCCUGCAAUACCUGCGCUCAGCCCUCGCAGCUGGUCGCCCUAACACCGCAUGCAGCAGGACAAGCACCUUUCGAGUCAAUCUGUGCGGACAACUCCACUGCCGAUGAGGUACGCUCCUCUACGCAACCAGGGCCACAGGGACUACCGCUACAGCAGCUGCCUCGUCAGGUUAAGGAUGAAGCUGGAGCAGGACCAAGGUCGCUUCCAACACCAUCGUUCCAUACCACCGCCAGCUCUGACACCUUCACGGACGAGAACACAGUGGAGACUACACCGCCAGACCUUGCCCGUCAAAGCAGCAGUGACAUUGAGGGGGCAGACACGAGUCAGUGCCCCGUUGUUGGCACGACAUGGACCUCUGAUCUCUCGCCUACCUCUCCGGCUGAGCUCGCUGCCACUCAUCAGGAAGAUGUGACCUCCCAGCCACUAUCUCAAGCUGAGCAACUGGCCAAACGGUCUACCAACAAGAUCCAAGGCUGGCAGGCUACAGGCACACCUGAGGCACCGUCCUCACCAUCCUCUGAUGUCACCAUUCCGGAGGAGCCUGGAACGGCAGCCUCGUCUUCUGUCGAUACCAAUCCGGCAUCGACCACACGUGUCACCAAUAAGAUGCAAAGGGGUACGAAGCUUACUCAUACAGCCCUCACUGCACACUGGCUGGGACAGGACACGAGCUUCAAUGAGAACACAUUCGAGCCCCUCUCAGCAUGUGCAGUCUAUUCUUUAUGGGGUAAAUUAACGCGCAGUCACGCUUGGGCACGUUGGAAGCUCAUGACAGGAACUCGGCGUGUCAAAGCCCUGCGAGAUUCAGUUGCGGCUGUCACACUGUCGGGGCCUGAGCUCACGCCUGCAGCACCUGGACGCAAUAACUACCACCCCAGACAGCAUCAGUGUUCGAUAUCCCAGCCAUGCGUCUCCCGCUUCCUCCGUAUGCUUACCCUUACCUGCUUUUACCCAUACCUGGCGCUCGGCACAUCUUCGCAAACCUCCAGUCCUGCUCGAGCGGCCAUAACAGAACCGUUACACAGCCCUGCUGCUAAGCGCUCCUACAAACGAGCUGUGAAGCGAGCCAGUCGUUUUGGAGUCACUACUUAUCUUGGUCGCACCUUCACUGCAAAACAGUUGAGAGCCCGCUACCAGCCAGAUAACGUGGACAGAAGUUCCCCCUCCCCACUGGUUGAGACCUCUGCACAUAACCUGCGCAUUCUGUACUGGAAUGCCGGUGGGCUACACGCAUCCAGACAUGCAGAGCUCAAACACUGGCUGCAUAUCCAGGAUGAACACACACGACCAGACCUAGUGGUCAUCACUGAAACGCACUGGCCCACCACAAUGGAAUACCCAGCCACUGACUGGCAGGCUGUCCAUACUGGUGCGGGCCAAUCACAAGGGGGGAUCCUUGUGCUCGUACACAACUCAGUAUGUCCGGCACACGACAUCAGAUACAACGAGCUAAAGCCAGGUCGAUUGUUACAUGUCCGAAUCUCGCUGCAGAAGCGACCUGCCAUUGAUGUCCUGGCUGUGUAUCAGCACGCUUGGAACCCCGAUGGUGGAGACGGCGACCGGCAAGCACGAAUCACCAGGUUGCUAGCAAACCGGUCGGACAUCUGGGAUCGUAUCUCUAAAUGGGCUCGCUCGGUUCCUGCUCGAAGUCUUCUUCUCGUCGCAGGCGACAUGAACUGUCCUUUGCAGAGGGAGACCACUCAUGUCGGAAGAGGAACCCCUCCGCUGCCGACAGGACAUCACUACAAAGAUCAAUUUCGUCUACAGGACCUAUUAAGGGAUCAUGGUUUAUGUGCAUUAAACACAUGGGGAAAAGCAGGGUCUCACUCAGUCACCUUUAAGCCACUUAAGGGCACAGGCACUCAAAUUGACUUUUACCUGAUGCGAUGCCGACAGACGACGCCCCAAGCCCUUUGUGCGAGCACCUUGCUGAAUUUUCCGCUCUUGCCCGAAACGGGGGUGUAUCAUCUCCCAAUCACGGCACGACUGCCGUUUCCAGUGGCACCUCGCAAAGCCAGCGAGAAGCAGGGCAACUCACUCAAAGCCACACAGGCACUCCUGAAUAAAUACCCUGAACUCCUCUCCACCUACCAAGCGCAUCUGCCGGAUCAUGUUUCGCCACAUCAAGACCUGACCAAAAUUAUGGCGGAUGCGUGGGCGAAUGCACUCGAUCAGUGCUGCGUGUCCCUUCAUCCCUCAGCAGCCCCUACAAAGAUUUCUGACUCGCCUGAGGUAGUCCAUCUUUGGCAACACCGACAAGAGCUACGAGCACUACAACGGGCACUCGCCACCAACCACGAUACCUAUGUUGGCACUCUUGAUCUUCAGGUCCAUAAACGUACUAGAGCCAGACAAGCGACGUCCAUGCUGCUUCGAGCAUGGCAGCAGGCUGUACGAUGCACUCGGAAGGCCAAGGAGCUUUGCAAAGCCAGCAGAAUCAGAAAGAAGCAGCACCUUGAUGCGCUCAUUAUGGAGGCCAGGAAUAGCAGUAGUCCCAUGACAGCCGUUCACCAAAUUCUGAAGCGCUAUGCACCAAAAGUCAGGCAAAAAAGACUGCAGCUCCGCGCCAGUCAAGGCCACAUCCUCACACCGCAAGAAGAAAUGCAGCAGAUUGUGGGACAUUUCAAGCAGGUCUACAAACAGCCGGACCUCGCACCACCAGGCAGGCCUGUUGAUCAGGCCGUUGUCUUUGAUCCACACAGUGUGCUCCUGGCGUUCAGCAAGCUGCCUAACAAGGCUCUUCCAUCACACUUCCUGCCUGCCCCACUUUGGCGAGCCUCAGCUCACCCGGCGACGCAGGUGUUCCAGCAGACCCUCGUGGCAGCCUACGACCGGGCAGAGCUUCUGCUACCCAAGGCCUGGCACGAAAUACAAGUGGCACUCAUCCCCAAACCGUCUAAGCCGGCAACUUCUGCUGACUCGCUGAGACCAAUUUCACUGCUAUCGCCGAUGGCCAAAGUUUUGGCAAAGCUAGUAGCGGAGGAGAUUCGGCCCAUAGUCCUGGAUGCUGCAACGCACAUCCCGCAAUUUGCAUACCUAGAAGGACGACAAACCUGUGACGCUAUCGACAGGGCUUUUGGCCAUUGCAGAGAAAUCCGGGAGCGUCGACAAAAUGCCACGGUCACCACCCGUGACCGGAGGGCGGGCAAAACUGCCCAAGUAAUCUCGGGAGGCAUCACGCUCUCACUUGAUCUACGUAAAGCCUUCGACAGCAUCCCCUGGCAAUGUCUGCAGGCAUGCCUUGAGCACUUCCAGAUACCCGCCCCGAUCAUUCAACUUAUUUUGUAUCUACAUGAGAACGCCACGUAUAUUUUCAAAACUCCCAGAGCGCAGGGCUCUGUGCUGGCGGGGCAGGGCAUCAGGCAAGGAUGCGGCUUAGCGCCGAUGCUUUGGACGCUUUAUUCCCUUUUUCUUGCAUCCAAACUUGACACUGCUGCGCCCUCAGCACUCAAAACUUUCUUUGCAGACGGUUUUCUUGCGCAAUGGACGAUCGAGACCUGGUCGGACAUGAAAAGUGUUCCCACGCAAAUUUCAAAAAUCAUUGAAGUCCUAGAAGAUCAUGGCAUGCAACUAAGUCCGGGCAAAACAGUGGUGCUCUACUCGCUCUGGGGCAAGCAGGUACACGCAUGUCUCAAGCCCAUGCUGUAUCAACAUGCCACUCUUGGCAAAUGCCUGCGAGUUGGGGCUGCCAACCUCAAGGGAAAGUCUUAUCUGUUGCCGGUUGUCAUGUCCCACGAGCAGAAAGUCUAUGGCACUGUCCUACGACAAUGGCGAGCUUUGGCUAACAACCUUCCUCACAUCACUGGGCUGUCCAAUGCGAACUUUUUAACAAAUUUCCACCUGUCUGACCCUCUGGAAGGCUUGGACGCUGCUUUAAUCAAAAGGCUUGAUAAGGUGGAAUCAGGGCCGCUAGCCCAACUACAACCGGCAGCAGUGAAACGAUGGUGGGAGCACCUCCGUAAAAUCACCAAUGAUCCGACUGUCACGCAGGCGGAAAGCAAAGUGCCCCCCAGAAAUCAGGAUGCCAGGCCCUCAGCUCCGUGUGAUGUUUGCGGCCUUACCUUUCCAAACGAGGCCACGUUACGCUGGCACAUCUCCAAUGUGCAUGUCAAGCUGACUAAGGAACAGCAGCAUGCAAAAGAGGCAGCCUUUCGCGAAAGAAAAGCCUCGCACAUGCAACAUGCGCAUGAUGGUAUGCCUACGUGUCGACACUGCAGGCAUGAGUACUCGUCCUGGCCGCAAUUUGCGGCACAUCACAACAGGCAGUGCUGCCCAGUACUGCACUUGGGCUGUACCCCGACCCUGCCUCCAUACCCACCAGACCCUGCACCCCUGCUGCAGGAUGAAGAUUUUCUGAAAACGACUCAGUCAGAUGAUUGGAAGCAGCUUGCACAGAAAAUCCGAGUCAUUGGGCGGUUGCACUAUUGUCCCUUCUGCAACCUUUGGAUGGCCAAAACCGCCAUGUUGCAUCAGCAUAUCAAAGCUCAACACGUAGAUGAAGCCGCUCACCUGGAUCAGUGUCAGCAUUUCCUGCUUACGCGAAAGGGUGUCAACUCCCCCUGCCAGCACUGCGGCACUCGGCACAAUCGUGCGGCUGUGAUGAUGGACGAGCUGACAAGAGGCGCCGCCGAAAUGGAUCUGUGGAAGUCCAUGAUGAACAAACCGGGGGAGGUGGGACACAAGCGGCAGGGAGAUCGAGCGGAGGACCUCAGUCGCCAGAAAGGUCGGCAGCGAGGAGAUCGGGGGAAAGGAAACCAGAGCUUCGCGAAGCAGGCCAGACAGGCCUCCGGGCCUUCUUCACUGGACCACGAAGAGGACGAUCCCCUGAGAGAGGCCGUGAAGCUCAUCACGACCCUGUCCCUCCGCCACGAGGAUGCACUGGCCAUCCACCGUCAGGACACCAGCUACGUGUUCUUCAUGAAGACCAGUCCGCCGGAGCUAACAGUACUCAGCGAUCUCAUGCGAGUCGGCUCAGAAUGGAAGGCCAAGAAGGAGCAGUCCCCAGCUCUAGUAACCCAGCCCUUGCGUGUGGUUCUCUUGGGCUGUCUCCUGGAGGCGGUGACUACCAGGAUGCAAUCCCUGCAGGAUCCAACACUACAUGCCAAAGCACAAGCGGCCAAGCUGGUCAAUCAGGCGGGCGACUUUCACUACAUGAUGUGGGACGACACGGAGAAGGUAUACCAGAACAAGGACGAUCGAGAAUCAAUCCCCACGAAAGCAGUACUCGAGGACAUCGCAACCCUGCAGAGGCUGAUCCUACAGCCGCGAGUGGUAGGACGCUUUCAUGCCCAGAGGAAGCUCGCGCCGGACAUGCAGGGGGAAGUGGUACCGUUCGUUCUGGAGAUUGGUCUUCGCAAUCAGGCCUCACACGAAGUCUACCACCUGCUGGACAAGUACUGCCACCAGGCGAUCUGGCACCUGGCAGGCACGUCCCUGAGGCACGACAAACUGGGACGCGGAGCGUCGGCCAAUGCGCUGGAGAAGCUUGCAGAGAAGUAUAUGCCUCCAAAGCCGAAGAAGAAGCCCGAACGACCAGUGGUGGAAGGAAGAGAUUACAUUCCCUUGGAAGGGGGAGAACCAGACGGGCCAGUGGAGAUCGGGAGCGAAGGCAGCUGGAGAGACUCUCUGCACUCGCAGCAGAGACGGAAAGGAUCCAACGGCGAGCAAGGGAACGAGCCUUGCAGGAACCAGUUCGGUUUCCAAAGUCAGGAGGGCCACCGCCACCAGCGGGCCCAGAACCAGAGCAAGCUCCAGAGUGUCCACCGCCAGGAGAAGAACGAGCUCCAGAGUGUCCACCUCCGGACCCAAUGCCGAGUGGUACGAAACUUCCUCUUCACACGCUGGACGGGGAACCCAGCAACGCAGCAGUGGCGGAACACAUCCGCCGGAAUGAGGAAGAGUAUGCUGCAAGACGUGCCGGUGCAAUUCCUUCAGGAGACGAAGCAAGAGCCAGGGAAUCCAAGGAAUUUGCUCGUGGAGUUGCAUACUUUCGAGCCAGGUACGGCCAGCGAAGCCAAAGCAGUGGAACAGCGAGUUCCAGCCGAGACACGGGGCCUGGGACCCUACAACCCAGGACGGGGCCUGGGACCCUACAACCCAGGAUGGAAGAUGCGAGAAAUGAGCCAGGGAGCAGUUCCAGAGGACCACCUCCGAAGGAACGACCUGCUGGAAGCAAGGCGCCACCUCCAGAGCCAAAGGGACCACCACCGAAGCGAGUGGGAGCAACGCAAGCCACUACGCUCUACCCGAAUUCUCCUUGGAGGAGAACAGAAAGGAGAAGAAUGCGAGAAAGGGGCGAGGAGCCAAACCCUGGAAAUGAGGAAGAUGAAUGGGGAGAUUGGUCAGGACGAUGAGGUCGACUACCAGAAGGAGAAAGCAGAGAUCGACUACCAGGAGGAGAAAGCAGAGAUCGACUACCAGGAGGAGAAAACAGAGAUCGACUACCAGGAGGAAUCAAAAUUCUAUGGCCUAUGUACAAACAAGAGCCUCUACUCCGACAAGACUAUGAAUGGAGCAAGAGAUCCAUUGGUGAUGUGGAUUUGGACCAGCAUUCCAGGAGCAAAGAACCUCUACGACCCCAAGACUAUGCAAUUCGAUUACAAUGGAGCAAUGGCAAUGAUGCUUAUGCUUGGAGUAUCAGGCGCUUGA